AUGGAGAAUUUGCUUUCGAGUUGGUGCACCACUGUGAAAUCUUUACCCCAGAAUUAUGUCUUCCCUGAAGGGGAAAGACCUGGGAAAGAAACUGUUCCCGUUUUCAGCAAUUGUCCGGUGAUCGAUCUUGAAAAAGYAGUUUCUGGUGGUCGGAAGGAUGUUGUUCAACAAAUUCUUCAAGCUUGCCAAGACUCCGGUUUCUUUCAGGUUAUCAACCAUGGAGUUUGUGAAGAUUUGAUUGAUGAUACAAUGGAAGUCGUCAAAGAGUUCUUUAACAUGCCGAAUGAAGAUAAAGCAAGUCUAUACUCUCAAGAUUUUCACAAGAGUUGUAGACUGUACACAUCUACUUUCAAUUAUGCUAGAGAGCCGAUCCACCUUUGGAGGGACACCCUGAAACACCAUUGUCAUCCUUUAGACAAAUGGGUUGAUUCGUGGCCCCAAAAKCCCUCCAAAUACAGAACAUAUAUUACGAGAUUGAUUAUAUUAGUAAACCACUAUCCACCAUGCCCCGACCCAAGUUUGGCUUUAGGAAUAUCAAAACAUYGUGACCCUAAUAUCAUAACGACCCUUUAUCAAGGAAAUAUGAGUGGGCUUCAAGUAUUGAAGGAUGGACAAUGGUUUGGGGUCGAACCAUUUCCUAAUGCUUUUGUGGUCAACAUUGGUCAACAACUCAAGGUUAUCAGUAAYGGAAAGUUUGAAAGUGCAGAGCACAGAGCUGUGACAAACUCAGAACACCCAAGGUACACCAUUGCCACCUUCAUCAACCCUCGUAACGAUGCUGUCAUUGAACCCGCAAAGGAGCUCCUUGAGAAAGAUGAUUCYCGCCCUMUKUUUCGAGCCUUUACUUAYGAAGACUUUCAUCAUGCAUUCCUUGAACAUCGAGGCGAGGGUGAAGCUACCCUUGGAGUGUUUAAGAUCAAGGAUUAA
Cynara cardunculus var. scolymus (artichoke) is the source of this 927-nucleotide messenger RNA. RefSeq names its product protein DOWNY MILDEW RESISTANCE 6-like. NCBI's taxonomy places the organism in Eukaryota, Viridiplantae, Streptophyta, Magnoliopsida, Asterales, Asteraceae. The transcript is spliced from 6 exons. The coding region runs from base 1 to 927 and encodes 308 amino acids. The record is from RefSeq and is a predicted model, not a curated record.